Molecule: messenger RNA, 1696 nt
Organism: Bubalus bubalis (water buffalo)
Lineage: Eukaryota; Metazoa; Chordata; Mammalia; Artiodactyla; Bovidae
Product: guanylate-binding protein 4-like
Exons: 9
Biological process (GO): defense response to protozoan; defense response to Gram-positive bacterium
Molecular function (GO): GTPase activity; GTP binding
Source: RefSeq, a predicted model, not a curated record
GAGGGUCUGGGUGAUAUGGAAAAGGGUGACUCCAAAAAUGACUCAUGGAUCUUUGCCCUGGCCGUGCUCCUGAGCAGUACCUGUAUCUACAACAGCAUGGGCACCAUCAACCACCAGGCCCUGGAACAGCUGCACUAUGUGACUGAAUUAACAGAGCUGAUCAGAAUCAAAUCAUCUCCCAUCUCUGAUGAUGUACAGGACUCAGUCGAGUUUGUGAGAUUCUUUCCAGACUUUGUCUGGACUGUGCGGGAUUUCAUGCUGGAGCUGGAGUUUGAUGGAAACCCCAUCACUGAAGAUGAGUACCUGGAGAAUGCCUUGAAGUUGAUUCCAGAUGAAAAUCACCAAAUUCAAAAUUCCAACUUACCCAGAGAGUGUAUUAAGAAGUUCUUUCCCAAACGGAAGUGUUUCAUCUUUGACCGCCCUGCAAGUAACAGGAAACAAUUACUCCAUCUUGAGGAAAUACCAGACAACGAACUGGAUGAGAAUUUCAAGAAGCAGUCAAAAGUUUUCUGCUCAUAUAUCUAUACCCAUGCAAAGACCAAGACCUUAAAAGAGGGAAUCACUAUCACUGGGAAAAGGUUGGGGACUCUGGUGGAGGCCUACGUAAAUGCCAGCAACAGUGGAUCAGUUCCUUGUCUGGAGAACGCGGUGACAACUCUGGCUCAGCUAUAGAACUCAGCAGCCGUGCAGAAGGCAGCUGGCCACUACAGUGAGCAGAUGACCAAGAGACUGAGCCUCCCCACAGACACGCUCCAGGAGCUGCUGGAGGUGCACGCAGCCUGUGAGAAGGAAGCCAUUGCAGUCUUCAUGAAGCACUCCAUCAAGGAUGAAAAGAAGGAUUUCCAGAAGAAACUUCUGGUCAUGAUCAAGAAAAAGAAAGAAAAUUUCUUGCUGCAAGAUGAAGAAGCAUCUGUUAAGUAUUGUCAGGCUGAGCUUAAGAAGCUUUCAGACCCCUUGAUGAAGAGUAUUUCAGAAGGAACUUUCUCUGUCCCUGGAGGACACCGUCGCUACUUAGAAGCAAGGAACAGGUUUGAAGAGAACUAUAAACUCAUUCCCAGGAAAGGAGUUAAGGCAAAGCACAUCCUCCAGAGCUUCCUGCAGUCACGGGCAGGAGUAGAGGCAGCCAUCCUGCAGGCAGACCAGGCCCUCACGGAUGCGGACAAAGCCAUGGCAGAGGAAUAUACCAAAAGACAAGCAGCAGAGAUGAAACAGGAUCUGCUAAUACAGAAACUGAAUGAUAAGAAGCAAAAAAUGGAGGCACAAGAGAGAAGCCACAAGGAAAGUAUAGCCCAACUGAAAGAGAAGUUCAUGAUGGAAAGAGAAAAGCUUCUAAGGGAGCAGGAAGAAGUGCUGGAGCACAUGCUGAAGGUGCAAAGGGAACUGCUCAAUGUGGACUUUCAAAAAAAAUCUGCUGAAUUACGUAUUGAGAUAAUUAGACUACAACAAAUAAAUAUAAGAAAUGAAAAUACAUGCUUACUACUUUAAGGAUCCCGGCAGGUUUUACCUUUGUGUUAAUGUCCUUAUGAAGUGACUUUCUUUAACAAUGUGCAUAGGGAUGAUGUAUCUUAUGUGCAUUAAAGAUCUAAACAUAAGACAGAAACUAUAAAACUCUUAGGAGAACAUAGGCAAAACACUCUCCAACAUACAUCACAGCAGGAUCCUCUAUGACCCACCUCCCUGAAUAUUGGAAAUAAAA